Molecule: messenger RNA, 1923 nt
Organism: Cucurbita pepo subsp. pepo (vegetable marrow)
Lineage: Eukaryota; Viridiplantae; Streptophyta; Magnoliopsida; Cucurbitales; Cucurbitaceae
Biological process (GO): plant-type cell wall organization; actin filament polymerization
Cellular component (GO): actin filament
Molecular function (GO): structural constituent of cell wall
Source: RefSeq, a predicted model, not a curated record
GGUUUGAAGGCAUAACUCAAUCCCAUUGAGGUACAAACAUGGGGAAAUCUAGGUCUUCGAUGGCCUAUCUCGUGGCCACGAUCUUGGUGGCGACUCUAAGUUUGCCAUCGGUGUUUGCUGCUGAUUAUGUCUAUUCGUCUCCGCCGCCUCCUUACUAUUCAUACAAUUCACCUCCUCCUCCUGUUUAUCAUUCUCCUCCACCACCGAAAGUGAAGUAUGAAUAUAAAUCACCACCACCACCUCCUGUUUACUAUUCUCCUCCACCGCCUGUUUAUCACUCUCCACCACCUCCGGUUUACCAUUCUCCUCCACCUCCCGUUUACCAUUCUCCUCCACCACCUGUGUAUCACUCUCCACCGCCUCCGGUUUACUAUUCUCCUCCACCACCUGUUUAUCACUCUCCACCGCCUCCAGUUUACUAUUCUCCUCCACCACCUAAGAAGGACUAUGAAUACAAAUCUCCACCACCACCAAAGAUGGAUUAUGAAUACAAGUCUCCACCACCUCCUAAGAAGGACUACGAGUACAAGUCUCCUCCACCACCCAAGAAGGAUUACGAGUACAAGUCCCCUCCACCACCAAAGAAGGACUACGAGUACAAGUCUCCCCCACCACCGAAGAAGGAUUAUGAGUACAAGUCCCCUCCACCACCAAAGAAGGACUACGAGUACAAGUCUCCCCCACCACCGAAGAAGGAUUAUGAGUACAAGUCCCCUCCACCACCAAAGAAGGACUACGAGUACAAGUCUCCCCCACCACCGAAGAAGGAUUAUGAGUACAAGUCCCCUCCACCACCAAAGAAGGACUACGAGUACAAGUCUCCCCCACCACCGAAGAAGGAUUAUGAGUACAAGUCCCCUCCACCACCAAAGAAGGACUACGAGUACAAGUCUCCCCCACCACCGAAGAAGGAUUAUGAGUACAAGUCCCCUCCACCACCAAAGAAGGACUACGAGUACAAGUCUCCCCCACCACCCAAGAAGGAUUAUGAGUACAAGUCCCCUCCACCUCCCAAGAAGGACUAUGAGUACAAGUCUCCCCCACCUCCCAAGAAGGAUUACGAGUACAAGUCUCCACCACCUCCCAAGAAGGAUUACGAGUACAAGUCUCCACCACCACCAAAGAAGGACUACGAGUACAAGUCCCCUCCACCACCCAAGAAGGAUUACGAGUACAAGUCCCCUCCACCACCCAAGAAGGAUUACGAGUACAAGUCCCCUCCACCACCGAAGAAGGGUUACGAGUACAAGUCUCCCCCACCACCCAAGAAGGAUUAUGAGUACAAGUCCCCUCCACCUCCCAAGAAGGACUAUGAGUACAAGUCUCCCCCACCUCCCAAGAAGGAUUACGAGUACAAGUCCCCUCCACCACCCAAAAAGGACUACGAGUACAAGUCUCCACCACCACCCAAGAAGGAUUACGAGUAUAAGUCUCCUCCACCACCCAAGAAGGAUUACGAGUACAAGUCCCCUCCACCACCAAAGAAGGACUACGAGUACAAAUCUCCCCCACCACCCAAGAAGGAUUACGAGUACAAGUCCCCUCCACCACCCAAGAAGGACUACGAGUACAAGUCUCCUCCACCACCAAAGAAGGACUAUGAAUACAAAUCUCCGCCACCACCCAAGAAAGACUACGAGUACAAGUCUCCACCACCUCCCAAGAACGACUACAUUUAUGCCUCACCACCACCUCCAUACCACUACUAGAGUGAUAUCCUUCACAUCCCUACUCUAGGGUAAAAGAAGAAAAUACUCAUAUCAAUAAAGAGAUGGCCUAAGAUGAUCGUCACUACGUUCAAACAAUGGCCCUCCAUUAUUUAUGUCGUGUUCCAUGUGUUCUUUUCUUUUCAAAUUUAGUUUCAUACUGUGUAUUCAUAUUUUACAUUAAGAAGUGAGAAAAUUUUAUUUAAUUUCCAAACGA